AUGUCAGACAACGGCCGACCACGCGAUGAUCGCGCCCGCGACCACCGUCGAGAGCCCCGCGAUCGAGCCGGCACACCCAGCGACAGGCGCAACCGCUCCCGCAGUCCACGACGAGACCGCGGUGCGCCGCGUCGCGAAAACAACACACGAUACCGCUCACGUUCGCCCUUCCACCGUGAUGAAGGAGGCCGAGCUGAUAGAGGCCGAGGAAGCGGCGGCGGCGGUGGCGCACGAGGCCGCGACGACCGAUACUCCACCCGCGCACCUUACCCCGACCGCGACCGCAACCGCGCGCGCUCCCCUCCCAAAGGCCCACGGGGCGCCAACGCUGUGCCCCUUUCCCGCACUUCUGACAAGCUGCCCUCUGGCCCUCGUGGCGAUGUCUUCAAAAAGGAAGAUUCGCCCUCAGAUACGGAAAUGAAGGAGGAGCGGCAGAAGCCCGAGGGCGUGGACGAUGACGACUGGGAGAUGAUGUGUACGAUGGGUUUUGGCGGGUUCAAGAGCACCAAGAACACAAAGGUGCCUGGAAACGACAAGAACUUUGGGGUCAGGAAGGAUAAGAAGAUGGAGGCCCGACAGUACAUGAAUAGGCAGGGUGGCUUCAACAGGCCGCUCAGUCCGAGCCGGGGAUGA
Plenodomus lingam JN3 is the source of this 633-nucleotide messenger RNA. RefSeq lists its product as uncharacterized. Lineage: Eukaryota; Fungi; Ascomycota; Dothideomycetes; Pleosporales; Leptosphaeriaceae. Gene Ontology annotation, biological process: RNA splicing. The record is from RefSeq and is a predicted model, not a curated record. Gene Ontology annotation, cellular component: precatalytic spliceosome.